UCUCUUCAGUGUGGAGUUAGCUCUGUUUAGCUACUUUUGCUUCAUUAAAGCGCGUUUUUUCUAAGUUUGGCCAGAUGUCUGAUAAAGCCGUGAAGCGGCCAGGAGUGGGGGUCGGAGUGCUGGUGACGGACCCAGCCCACCCCGGCUGUGUGCUCCUGGGGAGGCGGAGGAGCGCGGUGGGCAGAGGGAAGUACCAGCUGCCCGGGGGGCACCUGGAGUUCGGAGAGACGUGGGAGGAGUGUGCUCACAGAGAAGUGUCGGAGGAGGCAGGUGUGUGUUUGGUGAACGUGUGCUUUGCGUCAGUGGUGAACUCCAUCCGACUGGAGGAGCAGUACCACUACGUCACCAUCAUCAUGCGAGGAGAGCUGGACAGGACGCAGUCAGCAGAGCCGCAGAACCUGGAGCCGGACAAGAACGAGGGCUGGACGUGGACGCCCUGGGACCAGUUUCCUCCAGAGGAGCAGCUCUUCUUGCCACUGGCCGGUCUGAGAAAACAAGACUUCCAGCCGUUCAGAAACACAGAAACAAGCAGAAUAUGAAGCUGCAUGUUACACUGGGAAACUUUUAUCCUUCCCCAAAGAGAAGAAACAGACGUACCUCUUUAAAACUCAUGUUUACAUCUGCCUUUUUCUGUUUUACUGCCAUGUAUUUACUAAUUAAAAAUUCUCACUACAUACAUGCAUUAAUUCACAUUUUAAGCAAAUGAUACACAAAUAAAAUGCAAGUAAAUAAAAACACAGACAUCAACACGAGAAAAAGAGACAUGUCAAGAUUUUAUUGUU
This is a messenger RNA of Centropristis striata (black sea bass), 782 nucleotides long. It is a transcript of the gene nudt15, whose product is annotated as nudix (nucleoside diphosphate linked moiety X)-type motif 15. The transcript is spliced from 3 exons. Gene Ontology annotation, cellular component: cytosol. The record is from RefSeq and is a predicted model, not a curated record. Bases 75 to 539 code for a protein of 154 amino acids. Lineage: Eukaryota; Metazoa; Chordata; Actinopteri; Perciformes; Serranidae. Gene Ontology annotation, molecular function: 8-oxo-7,8-dihydrodeoxyguanosine triphosphate pyrophosphatase activity. Gene Ontology annotation, biological process: dGTP catabolic process.